AUGGCUUCUAUGGCUCUGAAAUCAUCUCCAUCGCCAUUUUCUGGGCAGUCGCAGCUCCAGUGCAUCCAGCCUUCAGCACGAUCAUCAUCUUUCAGAGUAAUGUCCAAAAAGGCAAAGAAAGUUCAGAGUUCUCAGCCUUUCGGGCCCGGGGGAGGAUUGGAAUUGAAAGAUGGUGUUGAUGCAUCUGGAAGGCCAGCCAAGGGGAAGGGCGUCUACCAGUUUGCCAGCAAGUAUGGAGCAAAUGUUGAUGGGUACAACCCAAUAUAUAACCCAGAAGAAUGGUCUCCAAGUGGUGACUACUAUGCGGGAGGAAAGACAGGGUUGUUGCUCUGGGUGGUUACUCUUGCUGGAAUUCUGCUGGGUGGUGCUCUGCUUGUUUACAAUACUAGUGAUUUGGCUUCUUGA
Triticum turgidum subsp. durum (durum wheat) is the source of this 405-nucleotide messenger RNA. The record is from the annotation of a GenBank genome assembly. NCBI's taxonomy places the organism in Eukaryota, Viridiplantae, Streptophyta, Magnoliopsida, Poales, Poaceae.